AUGGAUGCUCUAGCAGCAUAUCCGACAAGGGCUGCUCGGGCACAGAUAGCAGCGGCUGAUUGGGACGCUGCAGUGCAUGCAUGGACGUCUUGGCUGCGCGACAGUGCUGCAGCGCCCGAUUCUGCCUUUGAAGAGCUGUUCGGCACCGAACAGCCGCUAUCUGCCUUUAUAUAUGCGUAUCUUGACGCGCAUACACCGCGCAAAAACGCAGAUGAACAUGGAUUUACCGGUGCCACUGCUACCAAAGCCGAGGAUGAGCUUUCAGAGGCUGUCUUCCUUGUUUUAGAGCGUGUUUUUCACUUAGAAAGCACCAAACUACAAAUAUUAAAACAUCCAUUCGUACUCUUUGAUUUUUGCGUAUUAUAUGCGCUCGACUGUGCACCGCGAGUGCUCCACACUGUCGAGCAUAUAUCACUCAGCGCUGAACGACAAGUGAUUAUAGAAGCUCACAGAGUCCGAGACGAGUAUAUAGUGCAAAUACAACAGCUUGUAGAAACAGAAAAAAUAAUACAGGAAAAAAAGCAACGUGUGCAACUACAAGCACUAAUGGUCUUUGUACGGCUAUGUGCACCAGCAACAUGUGUUUUUCUCGAUGAAGGAUUUAUAGGGUUAAUUGCAAGAGUAUAUCAGAGAGGAGCAUUGAUAUCGGGAAUCAAGGAGGAGUUGCUAUGGUUAGUGUUUACGCUGUUUACGUCGUUUCUAUGGGAACGGGGAGUUUGUGAGCAGAUUGUCCGGCGGUUUAGGUGGUUGUAUGAAGAAGAGUGGGUUUCACGGGAGCUUCUGAGAGAUCUGGUGCUCGAAACAGAGAUCGUAGAGCGGUUCUACGAGGGGGCGUUGUUUUCAGAGGAAAUAGUCUCGGAGCUGCGGGCGUUGAGGGAGGCAUCAUUGCCAGGGAAAUUGUUGCCCUGGAAACAGUUACCAGGGAUACAGAAGCUCCAGGAGCUUUUUCCGGCGUCCACGGAAGCCUUUCUCGACGAGUGUCUGUGCGCAUGCGGCGGAGACGUCGAGGCUGCUGUAUGUAUGAUUCUCGAAAGCAACAGCACUGUGGACACACAAAAGUCUAUAGAUACUUGCACAGGCAAGGAAAGGUGUGUAUUUUUACAAAAGCUGAAACAUAGUAAUGGGCAGUUUAGGGUGUGUCCUGUGAAUAGUGGGUGUCCUGUUGCUACGGGCAACGACAGAUGUUUGCCUGGAGGAAAUAAGCUGGACAGAGUAGUAGAAAUACAGAAAAUAUACAGAGGAAAGAAGGGAUAUGCAUCAGCAGAUGCCAUGUUGGAGGACAAGUUAUUUGUGCGUGAACACAAGCAGAUGAUAAUGGACUCGGUGUUUGUUAAUGAUGAGGAUGAAAAAGAUGAUACAUAUGAAGAAGCAGGUUCUAGUGAUGGGGAGGUUCGGGAAGAGUGCAGAAUGAAUAGGGUAGAUGGAAUACUGUAUACAACAUAUAUAGUGUCUCCGGAGGUUUUUAAUCGGACUAUGGAGGCACGACGGUCAUGUGGUAGAAAGGAGCUUCAGGCAAGUACAGGACUGUCUGAUGAGCAGAUUGAGUGUUGGAAGAUGAUGCUGGAUAGAAAUCCUCGGCAAGCAGAAAAAUAUGAAGAGAUGUAUGGUUUUUCGGGAAAUGAAGCAUUGCCUUCAAGCAAAUGGAGCAGUGAUCAGAAUCGUGGUUUUGACAAAGAUUUUUCCAAAACACGGUUUUUGAAUACAAGAGGCAAAAAAAAUAGGAAAAAUAGAUGA
Molecule: messenger RNA, 1734 nt
Organism: Pneumocystis jirovecii RU7
Lineage: Eukaryota; Fungi; Ascomycota; Pneumocystomycetes; Pneumocystales; Pneumocystaceae
Exons: 3
Coding region: 1-1734 (577 amino acids)
Molecular function (GO): ubiquitin binding
Source: RefSeq, a predicted model, not a curated record